Molecule: messenger RNA, 4653 nt
Organism: Maniola jurtina (meadow brown)
Lineage: Eukaryota; Metazoa; Arthropoda; Insecta; Lepidoptera; Nymphalidae
Exons: 17
Coding region: 302-2773 (823 amino acids)
Source: RefSeq, a predicted model, not a curated record
UGAUGACAAUUUUAUUAUUUUGACAAAAAACUUAUCAAUAAAUAUUGUAUUUUACAUAAAUAAAAAUCAACAAAUAUAUUUCUUUAGUAUAAUUAAUCAGUAAUUAAUCGAUUUGAAAUAAACAAAAUUAUAUAAUAUCAUUUAUUUUUUAAAUUCGUUUAAACUAAAAAAUAUGCAAUGGACCCAUGGACCCAGUGAUGGACCUUUCGAUUUUUAGGACUGAUGUUGGAGAGUUAGCAAUUUGAAAAUAUGUUUUUUUGGAGAUACAAGACAUGCCCUUUUGUAUAAAAAAUGUCUCGAAAUGAUUGAUGGAUCUACCAAAAUAAUAACGGAUGAGGUCUUACACCAUGACAAAAAGACUAUGGAGGAGGUACCAGAGGAGUGGGCGCCGUGGAGCCUGGUCGUGGCCACCAAAAACCCUAACGCGCCUCCUCCCGUCACUGUCAGCACCGCACCAGGUCCAGCGUGGGAUAUUGGACAGGUAAUGAAAGCAGCCCGUCUUCUCUGCAAGCCCCCGAUGCCUGUGAACUUCGAGGAUGAACAGGAAAUGCGAUGUGUCUACUCGCUCAUCUAUGACGUGUUUCGAUAUAAAUCAAUCCUGGACCAAGCAAUAGAAGACAUUGAUUUUUUUGGCGAUUAUCCACAGCUAUUAGAUCACAGACAUUCGACAUGGCUGUUCUUAAUGGAGCUAGCCAGACGCCGAUGGGUAUCGAGGCCGCGAGCAGAGGUGGAGCGUGCUAAGCUACUGCUGGACCAAGCUGGACACCCCUUCAAGGAUGUAGAAGCCGCUAUAUGGGAUGAAAGAGUCCACUUUGCAGCGGCCAUUGCCAGAAUACGGAUUAAAAAUAGGGCUUUCACGUUAUCGGAUCUCUUACCAGCACACUUACGUGAAGAGCGUAUAUCUGCUUGCGUCAAUAAGGACACUGUUACAGGAUGGGUGAACACGUUCAAAGAGAAAAAAGUUGCUGAGCUAGUCAAGAGGCUCCAUGAGUCUGGAUAUUCAUACAGCAAUUCGCGUCAGCUCUGCGCUGGAGAAUACAGAUUUGAUCGCGUCUGUCCAAGAUUCAUCACCCUCCGUCCACCAGCUAAUGUCAGCGUCGGACAAUUGGAUUUGGUCAAGAAUGGAAUAAUAGUUUUGCAGGAACGCGAGUUCUGCGAAGGUGCAUCUACCCUAUGCCGCGCUCUUCGUGCCAACGCACUGCGCGGGGUAGUUGCACAAACCCACGCCUCGUCACCUCGUUGCUCCGCGUACCUAGCCGCACAGUUGAAGGAGCUGGCUGCUAUACUAAAAGCUGAAACACCGGCUGCGCCCGUUACUCCUGAACUGGGGAAACUGGUUGUGUUUGGCGCUGGAGACAAGGUAGGAAGCUACGUAUGCGCAUUACGAGAACUUGGCAUAGAGGCAUCAGAACUACCACAGUCCAGCGCCUCGGUGUGUGUUGUGAGCGACCAUGUGCACGUCGAUACGCCAACAGUGGCCAAUGCACUUGAGGGCGUAGUGGCCGUGUUGGCCACACCGCCCAACUCUUACUCGGCCGUCACAGAUCCUAUUGACUUGGUUUGUGGUAGAGGAGGCGAUUUGGCCAUGCUUGAGAUACUAACAGAAUCCGAAAUCGACUCUACUGGAAAGGCCCGCGUGCAGUCUAUAUUGGAAGAGCAAAAGAGAACGUUAAAAACUCUACUAUCUAAACCUCAGAUCCAGUUGAUAAUAUACGAGACGCAUUCAGCCCUGGAGGCAGAGAAUGAGGCCCAAGUGACUCGCGCUGUGGCUGAAGCCAACCGAUUGGCGCGUGAGAGGCACUCGUUGCUGAAGAAAAAAAAUAGGGAUCACUCUACACCAAAGUUUAAAGAAGUUACGGAAACAAUAAUAACCGACUCUUGCACGUCGUUGGACCAAACUGGCUCGCGAUCCGACCUCGACAAGGCAGACCAAGAGGACCAAGAUCCAAACGAUAGCCCUCCACAGAAAAGACCUAUGUCUUCACCCCCCACCACCGCAAGAGCAGGGGGCACAGAAGGGGUAGUACUACUGAAGAAGAGAGCUGAAAGUGCCGAUGUUUCUAUACGCCCAGGGCAGUUUAGUACUAAAGCGAGGCCCAUUCCUGAAAGGCAAGUGGUUGAAAACGAACCAGUUCCCAGGGAUCCUGAUAAGGAUAGCCCAAAUGUUUUCGUACCCGAGUGUGAUUUAUUCGAAAUCCAAACGUUACCAUCUCUAGGAAACGGUCUGGACAUUAAUUACAUUUUGGACCGCGAUGGCUGCUAUUUGGGACUAAUUCAGAGGAAGGAGAUAACCCGGCUCGACGCGAAGUACAUGAUCCGCGUGGCGGAGGAGCGCGGGCUGUUCGGCGCGGCGCCAGGCGCGCCGUCCGCCGCGCAGCGCCGCAAGCGCGCCGAGCAGCCACAAGCGCAGCCCAAGCACAGGAAGCGGAAGGGCAACACUUUUGAGGUGCAACGUGUGGCGGCGCCCACCUAUGCCUCCCUUUCCCGUUCCAACCGGCGUUGCUCCGCGCCUGCCUGCUUGCCCGAGGCGGGCGAGUGCCUCGAGCCGCUGCGCGUGUGCUCCAGACAUGUGCGCAGACAAGCCGCCGCCGCCGCUAUCACCAUGGCGGCCUGUGUCUGCGAUGCCAGGCACAGACGCCGAAAUACUGAACGCCGCGCAUCAGCGGACGCGUCCGUGCCGCAUCCCUCCACCCCGCCCUGCCGCCGCCCCUUUCCGCUCGUAGUGCACGAGCUGCGACUCAAGAGAUUGUUGCCACCAAAAAUUGUUGUUUGAAAAAACAUAGACAUCUAAACUGCGUACAAACUGUUGUAUCGUGGCGUGUCGUAAUGCGAUCGAAGUCAGUUUUUAUAUGAAAACGAUCAUAUAAUGUUAUGGCAAGGGACGCGUUCCGAUUCAUCGUAAGCCAGAUACCUUCUCCGACAUAUCACAACAACACAUUAGUUUGUUAUCAACGAUAAAGCGUCUUUCAGGCUUCAGCCAAUAACCGGCUUCUGUUUGAGUUAGUGUAUUGACUAUUGAGUUAAAUAUUUGAGUUCACCAGACCAAUGGGUCUUAUUUAUUCUAUAGUAAAAUAGAAUUAAUAAGUAACUGUAAUUAUUUAUUUUAUACUUUGAAAAAAAAAAAUGUAACAAAUUCCUAUUUAUAAAGAUUUACAUACUUACAACAAAACCGAAAUUAAAAAUGGCUCAAUAAACAACUUUGUUUUAUUCGUAAAUCAAACAACAAUUCAUGUAUAAAUAAAACAAAUUUUAAUUAAUUAAUUAUAUCAAUGUUAAAAAUACGCCACAACUUUACUUUUGGCUUUACAACAAUAGGCAUUUGUUUGUCAUUGAUAUGAAAUAUACAAGAUAUACAAACAGCGAUAUUAUCCUGGCGAAAAUAUACUUAAAAAUAAAAAAUGAAAUAUGCGUCGAAUUCAGAACCGCCAUUUUAUUUUUGAAGUCUGUUAAACAUCUUCAAAAUAUAAGUACAUUAUUAAAGUAUAUCGUUAGGGCCGGGGUACAUAUGGCGGAGCGCAGCGCAGAGCAUUUUUCAGUCAAAAUAUUAUCGACAUUAUCCUCAUUGAAAUAAUAUCUAAAAUCAAUUGUGCAUCCGUGCGGAUACUCGCGCAUCCGCGCGCAAUCCCGAGCGUGCUCGCGCAUUAUCUGGUACAAAUUCAUGCGAUUAGAAAACUUCGCGGGCAUGCUCUGCGCUGCGCUCCGCCAUAUGGCGCCGGCCCUUAGGGUCAACGCAGUCACGGCCAGUGGCUUUUGACGGACAACCUAAUCUCGAUCUUAUCCCAGUUAAAUAGAGUUAUAGCAGAGUGAACUAGAGUGAGGCAACUCUCCGUUUGAUCCUGAAUCAACUAUAUGUGAAAUAUUAGGCUAUGUGUGAAAUCAAAGAAAACUAAGCGAUUCAUAUGCUACCUAGCGUCAAAUAUAGGAACAUUUGACGCCUGCUUUUUUUGUUUUGUUUCAAGUUACCCAACUGUCGUAGAGUGCGGUUGUAGUUAAUACACCGGAUAGAAUUUGUGACUGCAACAUAGUUCUUUUACUCGUGCUUUUAUAACUAAGCCGUAGGCCCUGAAGAGGCAAAUUCGCCACGAAUCAUUUCGCACGUUAACGUACGUUAAUUUACACGCGUAUUUUAAGUUCGCGCGAUGCUUGUAGAUGCAAUGUAUUGGCAUCCAGUAUCUUGCCAAUUUACCAAAUGGCGAAUUUAGCCCUUCAAGACAAAGGCGAAUUUACCCCUUCAAGAAGGCGAAUUUACCCCUUCAAGACCAAGUCUAAACCCUAACCGUAACUCUAUUCAAAAUGGAUAAAAUCGACAUUCAGUUAUCAGUCUGCUUACGGCAGACCCUUAUGAGGUUACUACUAAGGCUUGUUUUAAUUUAUCGCGUCAAUAGGAAAUGUAUUCGACGUGCGGGCGACUUUUAAAACGCAUGCCAUAAGGCCCGCAUAAUAUGUGAAACAAUAAUAAUUUCCAUUGGACUAUUCCCUACUCUUAUGUCUAGAAGUUCUAUAAUUUCCAUCAAUUGUUGAAUUUUGACUAGUCUUUAUUCCGUCGUGGGAGUCCUCGCACGCUACGUAUCGAUCGAGUUAUCGACCAAUGAAAAUGAGCAAUUAGCCAAAACAGUGAUCUUGAGACUUUUAAACACUAAUAUCAAAGACUAU